This is a messenger RNA of Phodopus roborovskii (desert hamster), 851 nucleotides long. It is a transcript of the gene Cldn34, whose product is annotated as claudin 34. Gene Ontology annotation, cellular component: plasma membrane; bicellular tight junction. The transcript has a single exon. Gene Ontology annotation, biological process: bicellular tight junction assembly; cell adhesion. The record is from RefSeq and is a predicted model, not a curated record. Bases 4 to 642 code for a protein of 212 amino acids. Lineage: Eukaryota; Metazoa; Chordata; Mammalia; Rodentia; Cricetidae. Gene Ontology annotation, molecular function: structural molecule activity.
GUCAUGAUGAUACUGCUCGACAAAGGUUUCAAUUACCAGGUAGGAGGUUUUGCUUUGUCCACCAUAGCAUGGAUUCUUUGCAUUACCUCCAUGGGUCUCCCGCAGUGGCGAGUGUGGUACAUGAAGGAACCCAUGAUCUCUUACCCUAGUGUGGCCUUUGUGGGAGUGUGGAAAAUCUGCAUCUACCACCAUGACAACUCCAGCAAUAUUAGAACAUGUUACAAAUACAGCUACUAUGACACCUUCGUCCCUUUGGAUAUUCGUAUUUCUCAACACUUACUGCUGAUCACCAGCAUUUUCUGGAUGAUUGGAAAAGCGGCCACCAUUGUUGCUCUUAGAAAUAUGUACACAGGAAGACAAGAGCAGAAUGUUACCCAUAAUGCCUUUGGCCUUGCAGCAAUUCUGAACAUCAUUGCCAGUAGCUUUGUCUUCCUGGCUGUCUUGUGCAAUUAUUUCUCCGUUGUAAACAAGGAGGGGAUUGCCUUUCCAUCCUCUUUCCAUAUGCCCCUUUAUCCACAAAGUCAGAAAGCUGGGGCUGCCAUGGGUAUGGCAUUUCUAGCAGCUGUCCUGUUUUUGUUCAGUGGUGUGAUUUUUAUUUCUUACACGGUUCCCUUAAGCAUCCAAGUCUUUCCUGAUAUCUGAAAAUGAAUUUACUUCACCUUGAAAAAUCCAAAAUUCCCUGUGGUUAUGGCAAGGAUUUUGGAGAUGUCUACCUAAAGUCCUAAAGUUUCCAAAGACUCAACAAUGCUCAAAUAGCCUGUGACAGAAAAUGGUUCAAUGGCUCCUUUUGUUAUCUUUUCUGUCUUAUUUGUUUCAUUACUUCAUUGGUUGGAUUAUGGACUUCUAUUAAA